GGGGCCGUCGUCUGGCAACCCUCGCUCAGCCCAAUCUCGCAGUUCGUGCCCGGCCGCACGCAUCACCGUUAGAGGGCACUGGAGCCCUGGUGGCCCGUGGUUCGGAGCUGGGCUCCUAACCGAAAGGUCGGCAGUUGGAAUCCACCAGCUGCUCCUUGGAAACCCUAUGGGGCGGUUCUACUUUGUCCUAUAGGUGGUUAUGAGUAGGAACCGAAUCCACGGCGCCUAUCAGAAACAGCCACUCAGGCCAAACCGCUGUCCUCAGUCGCUUUAAAGCGCCGCUUCUCCCUGCCUAGCGCUAAUGACACUGGUCUUCAGCUCUCCCAAGGAGAUUUCCUGUCUGGAAGCCGUUCCUCACGGGGCGGGAGGGAAGGGAGGAGCCUGCCUUCCGACACCCUGGGCUUCUCCAGUGCCAUCUCUUUAGAGAGGAUUUCGCUUGGCCACCCCGUUUAGAGUAGCUACCGUCACUCUCCCCUCAUAGCAUUUAUCACCAGCUGAUAUAUAUAUCAGAAACCAUGGUGGUGUAGUGGUUAAGUGCUACGGCUGCUAACCAAAAGGUCGGCAGUUCCAACCCGCCAGGCGCUCCGUGGAAACUUCUAUGGGACAGUUCUACUCAGUCCUAUAGGGUCGCCAUCAGGUGGAAUCGACUCGACGGCAGUGGGUUUGGUUUUUGGUGGAUAUAUAUAUCCUACAAAAGCAGGGACCUGCCUGUCUGCCUCCCUCACUGCAGGGUCCCCAGGGUCUGGCACAGAAUAGGGUAGAAUAUGUGUAGUCUGAGUGAAUGACCUGGGCCUGAGACUGUAUUUCUGCUCGCAGGGGCUCACAGUCUGAGUUUUCAAACGCAGUCUGGGUUAUGUUUGUUCUGCAUAUUUUUAUUUUUUGCCUCCCACUGGUGGUGUUUUCCCUAGAAUGGUUGGAGGCCCUUUAGAUAUUUCAAUUCAUGUUUUUCACAAGUGCUCCUGUGAAGCCAUAGUUCCACCAUCUUGAAGUGUUUCCUUUUAGGUAUAUGAAGUCUGUGUUGCUCCUUUUAUCUGAUUUUAACUCUGUCUUGAAUAACUUGGCCAUCACCCUAGUCCACACAGACCUCUUUGGAUCCUGCCCAUCUCAGCUUCAAUCCAUUUCAUACAUUCAAAUCUGAUCAACAGGUACCUUCAACAAUCUCAUCUUGUUACUCCCCAAAAUAUUGAACUUAAUCCUGAAGUUUAUUUAUGGAAGGUGCACUUGCCCUGUGCUAGGUCUGUGGCAGAUAUCUAGGAAGCACAAGAUGGGGUUGCAGCUUUCAGAUAAUAGAUCUGGAGGCUAAGUGAACCCUCUGGCAAAUAACUUCUUCCUGCCUGCCUGAGAGGUGACUGCUUGCAUCAUAUACUACUGGGAGAGCUGGGAAACACCUCUACUGAAGCACCACCCAAGCACUGGAACACACACAUGCAGUCACCACUCCUGAAGGGCAACAACCUGGAUUACAGGGCCUGGGCCUAUUGGAUUAUAAGAUCCCAGCUACCUCACACCUCCUGUCUGGACUUUUGCAACCCAACUAUGGAGGAGGUUGCCACACCAUUUGUCUGUCCAGUUGGAAUGUUGAAUGUGCCUACCUGAGGAACCUAGUACAUUUAGAGUCCAGACCCUGGAAAUGUUAAAGUGCAGAGGAAAGACCAUAAGCUAUGAAGCAAGACAGAUGGGCUUGAGUUCCAGCUCUACCACUUAAUGACUGCUUCUUAUAAUUUUGAAUAAGUUUUCUAAUUCUCUGAGUGUUGGAUGGGAGAAUGGGUGUGACAAUAUCUACCUUCAGAGUUGUUGGGGGGAAGGGGUGAGGAAUAAAUGACACUGUGUAUGGAGGUGCCUGGAUAAGAGUAGGUGCUCAGUUGUUAUUGCUAGUUGCUAUGGAGUCAGUUCCAACUCAUGGCAACACCAGGUGUGCAGAGUAGAACUGCUCCAUGGGGUUUUCAAGGCCCUGACCUUUCGGAAGCAGGUCACCAGGCCUGCCUUCCCAGGCACCUCUGGGUAGGUUUUAAACCACCAACCUUUCAGCUAGUGGAGCACUUCAUUAUUUGUCCCACCCAAGGACUCCUAGGUGUUCAAUUAGGUAAUCCCUAAUAAUUAAUCACCAUCACUCAUUUGUCAGUUUGUUGUACUGUGGUGGCUUGCCUGUUGCUGUGAUGCUGGAAGCUAUGCCACCAGUAUUUCAAAUACCAGCAGGGUCACCCAUGGUGGACAGGUUUCAGCAGAGCUUCCAGACUAAGACAGACCCCAUGGGAGGAAGGACCUGGCGGUCUACUUCUGAAAAAAAUGGCCCGUGAAAACCUUAUCAAUAACAGGAGAACAUUAUUACAGUGCCAGAAGAUGAGCCCCUCAGGUUGGAAGGCACUCAAAAUAUGACUGGGGAAGAGCUGCUUCCUCAAAGUAGAGUUGACCUGAAUGAUGUGGAUGGAGUCAAGCUUUUGGGACCUUCAUUUGCUGAUGUGGCAGGACUCCAAAAGAGAAGAAACAGCUACAAAUAUCCAUUAAUAACAGGAACAUGGAAUGUACUAAGUAUGAAUCUAGGAAAAUUGGAAGUCAUCAAAAAUGAAACAGAAUGUAUAAACAUCGAUAUCCUAGGCAUUAGUGAGCUGAAAUAGACUUUUACUGGACAAUCAUAAGGUUUACUAUGCUAGAAAUGACAAAUUGAAGAGGAAUGGCACUGCAUUCAUCAUCAAAAAGAACAUUUCAAGGUCUAUCCUGAAGUAUAAUGCUUCAGUGAUAGGAUAAUAUCCAUAUGCCUACAAGGAAAACCAGUUAAUAUGACUAUUAUUCAAAUUUACUCACCAACUGUUAAUGCCAAAAAUUAAGAAAUAGAAGAUUUUUACGAAUUUCUGCAGUCUGAAAUUGAUCAAACAUGCAAUCGAGAUGCAUUGAUAAUUACUGCUGAAUGGAAUGUGCAAGUUGGAAACAAAGAAGAAGGAUCGGUAGUUGGAAAAUAUGGCCUUGGUGACAGAAACAAUGCCAGAGAUUGUAUGUUAGAAUUUUGUGUAAGACCAAUGACCUAUUUGUUGGAAAUACAUUUAUUCAACAACAUAAAUGGUGACUAUGGACCUCUCCAGACAAAAUAGACAGGAAGCAAAUCGACUACAUCUGUGGAAACAGACAAUGGAGAAGCUCAAUAUCAUCAGUCAGAACAAGGCCAUGGGCCAAGUGCAGAACAGACCAUCGAUUACUCAUAUGCAAGCUCAAGCUGAAGCUGAAGAAAAUGAAAACAAGUCCGCGAGAAUCAAAGUACAAACUUCAGUAUAUUCCACCUGAAUUCAGAGACGGUCUCAAAAGUAGAUUUGAUACAUUGAACACUAAUGACCGAAGACCAGAGAAGCUGUGGGGUGACAUCAAGAACAUCAUACAUGAAGAAAGCAAAAGAUCAUUAAAAAGAUAGGAAAGAGAAAAGACCAAAAUGGAUGCCAGGAGAGACACGGAAACUUGCUCUUGAAUGCUGAGUAGCUAAAGUGAAUGGAAGAAAUGAAGAAGUAAAAGAGCUGAGCAGAAGAUUUCAAAGGGCAGCUCAAGAAGACAAAUUUAAGUAUUAUAAUGAAAUGUGAAAAGAGAUGGAGCUAGAAAACCAAAAGGGGAGAACACAGCAUUUCUCUCAAGCUGAAAGAACUGAAGAAAAAAUUCAAGCCUUAAGCUCCAAUUUUGAUGGAUUCUAUGGGGGGAAAAAAGUGUUAAAAAGCGAAGAUGUCACCUUGAAGACUAAGGUGUGCCUGACCCAAGCCAUGGUGUUUUCAACCACCUCAUUUGCAUGCAAAAGCUGGACGAUAAGACUGAAGAAGAAUCGAUGCCUUUGAAUUACCGUGUUGGCGAAGAAUAUUGAAUAGUGUGCCAUGGAGUGCCAGAAGAAUGAACAGAUGUCUUGGAAGAAGUACAACCAGAAUGGUCCUUAGAAGCAAGAAUGGUGAGACUACAUCUGACAUACUUGCUGAUGUCAGAUGGAUCCUGGCUGAAAACAGAGAAUACCAGGUGUUUACCUUUGUUUUAUUGACUACGCUAAGGCAUUCAACUGUGUGAAUUAUAACAAAUUACGGAUAACAUUGCAGAGAAUGGGAAUUCUGGAACACUUAAUUGUGCUCAUGAGGAAUCUGUACAUGGAUUAAAAGAGGCAGUCGUUCAAACGGAAAAAGGGGAUACUGCAUGAUUUAAAGUCAGGAAAGGUGUGCAUAAGGGUCGUCGUGUCCUUUCACCAUACCUAUUCAAUCGGUAGAAUUCGAGAAGCUGGACUAUAUGAAGAACGGUGUGUCAGGACUGGAAGAAGGCUCAUUAACAACCUGCAAUAUGCAGAUAACACAACCUUGCUUGCAGAAAGUGAAGAGGAUUUGAAGCACUUACUGAUGAAGAUCAAAGACCACAGCCUUCAGUAUGGACUACACUCAACAUAAAGAAAGCAAAAAUCCUCACAACUGGACCAAUAAGCAACAAAAUGAUAAAGGGAGAAUAUAUUGAAGUUAUCAAGAAUUCUAUUUUCUUGGAUCCACAGUCAGUGCCUGUGGAAGCAGCUGUCAAGAAAUCAAACGACAGAUCGCACUGGACAAGCCUGCUGCAAAGGACCUUAACAAAGUGUUAAAGAGCAAAGAUGUCACUUUGAGGACUGAGGUGUGCCUGACCAAGACAUGGUAUUUUCAGUAGCCUCGUAUGUGUGGGAAAACUGGACCACGACCAAGGGAGAUGGAAGACUUGAUGCCUUUGAAUUAUGGCAUUGGCGAAGAAUAUUGAAUAUACCAUUGGACUGCUGGUAGGAGUAACAAAUCUAUCUUGGAAGAAGUACAGCCAGAGUAGUCUUUAGAAGGGAAGAUGGCAAGACUUUGUCUCAAGUACUUUGGACGUGUUAUCAGGAGGGACCAGUCCAUGGAGAAGGACAUCAUGCGUGGUAAAGUAGAGGCUCAGUGAAAAAGAGGAAGACACUCAAGGAGAUGAACUGACAUAGCAGCUACGAUCAUGGGGUCAAGCACAGCAAGAUUGUGGGGAUAGCACAUGACUUUUUCAAGAGCAAGUUCACAGUCUCUUCUGACAUCCAUUUUUGUCUUUUCCUUCUAUCCUAUUUUUUAGUGACCUUUUGCUUUCUUCCUGUAUAAUGUCCUUGAUGUCAUCCCACAACUCGUCUGGUCUUCAUCAUUACUGUUCAGUGUGUCAAAUUUAUUCGUGUUUGGCUCUGUUGCACAUAGUUACGCUAUGAGUUGCAACCGGACUCGUGGCACCUAACAUCAACAACGAUAAUUAAUCAGUCACUGAUAGGGUUAGCCGUCCAUCCCCGAGUUUAGCCAAGUCAACAGUUCAUUCUGCCAGCAUUCCAGUGGUGAGAUGUCCUAUCUGCAAAACGCGAACGCCUCUGGACAAUUACUUGCCCUUCCGGAGAGAGGGUGAAAUGCGCCGGGGUCUCUUUAAGAGCCCGCGCGGACACCACGGCGGCGCGCAGAGGCGGCACCCGCGCAGGCAUCGUUUGCCUAGACUUGCACAGAAAAGAAAUCUGGCCCCCCGGAUCCGCCCGGGCCAUGCUGCUACGGCCGCUGUGGGGCUGGGCGGCCCGGGCGGUGCGCCGCGUGGCGCGGCGGAGCCCCGGGAGUCCCGCCCCGGGACCCGGACCUCGGGCGGGGGCACAUGGCCGGGCCGGGCCUCCGGGUAAAGACAGAGAAAAUGAAAAAGAGAAAAAGUCAGUGAUCUGUGUCGAGGGCAAUAUUGCAAGUGGGAAGUCCACGUGCCUGGAGUUCUUCUCCAGCACCACAGACCUAGAGGUGUUGACGGAGCCUGUGCCCAAGUGGAGAAAUGUCCGUGGCCAUAAUCCUCUGGGUCUGAUGUACUGUGACCCCUGUCGAUGGGGCCUCACACUGCAGACGUAUGUGCAGCUCACCAUGCUGGACCAGCACACUCGUCCUCAGACGUCACCUGUACGGUUGAUGGAGAGGUCGAUUCACAGCGCAAGAUACGUUUUUGUAGAAAACCUGUAUAGAAGUGGGAAGAUGCCUGAAGUGGACUAUGUGGUUUUGUCAGAAUGGUUUGACUGGAUCGUGAGGAACAUUGACGUGUCCGUUGAUUUGAUAGUUUAUCUCCGGACCACUCCUGAGACCUGUUACCAGAGGUUAAAAAUGAGAUGCAGGGAAGAGGAGAAGGUCAUCCCACUGCUGGAGACCUGUGUGGACAAGUCAGAUCUGCUUCACUUCGUGUGGUCCUUGACUCAGGACUGGAACUCCUGCACUCAGAGGAAUACCUGGAUGCCAUUCACCAGCUCUAUGAGGAGUGGUUUCUCAAAGGAAGCCCCUUCCCCGUGGCGGCCCCUGUCCUGCACCACCAAGGAGAGAAUGUUCCCGAUGACCAAAGCCUCUAGACCUGGGCUUUGGUUUUAACCAUUUGGGAUGGUGGUCUUUCCGAUAUGACCUUCCCCUUCUUCAGUGGAUGA
Loxodonta africana (African savanna elephant) is the source of this 6409-nucleotide messenger RNA. It is a transcript of the gene TK2, whose product is annotated as thymidine kinase 2. The transcript has 11 exons. NCBI's taxonomy places the organism in Eukaryota, Metazoa, Chordata, Mammalia, Proboscidea, Elephantidae. Gene Ontology annotation, cellular component: cytoplasm. The coding region runs from base 5508 to 6356 and encodes 282 amino acids. The record is from RefSeq and is a predicted model, not a curated record. Gene Ontology annotation, molecular function: deoxynucleoside kinase activity; ATP binding. Gene Ontology annotation, biological process: nucleobase-containing compound metabolic process.